Molecule: messenger RNA, 2436 nt
Organism: Physcomitrium patens
Lineage: Eukaryota; Viridiplantae; Streptophyta; Bryopsida; Funariales; Funariaceae
Product: LIM domain-containing protein HDR3
Molecular function (GO): ubiquitin binding
Source: RefSeq, a predicted model, not a curated record
GUAGUGCAACUCUUCACUUUUUUUUCGUUUUUUUUCUUCUUUUUGUUAGUUAUACCGGCCCGAUCAUUGCCACUGUUAGCAGUGGUCGCUGCGGCUGGUUCAACAACAUCAUAUACCUUCGUCUCUUUGGUUUGUGGUUUGCUAGUGUACGUCGUGUUAGUUCUUGUGAGAAUGCAGGCUUGGGGUAAUCGAUUUGGUGGUCUAGUUUUGCCGGCGAGCUAGUGGACUUUUUCAGUGCGAGAGUAAUUCCCCUUUUUUGGCUUGUAUGGAGAGAGUUGGUUGGUAGCCUUCGAGAGCGAUUACAGGGAUUAAUCCUCCAUUAGUCUUGGAUGUAAGAAUUCCAUUGUGGAGCACUGGAUGUAGAUAUUUUCGCAUGAUCAUUUCGUGAAUUGCUGUUAUCCAGAUAACUCUUCCAAUCCGUUAGACUGGCAGCGUUGUAGUUUACAUGGCGUGGCUCGGCAGAUUAUUCGAUGCUCCGAGCUCAUCUACUUACCGCUACCAUGAAGGCGACGAGUAUCCUGAUUACACUAACAUCCCUCGCCAGAGUCACGGUGGUUGGCAAGGCCCUAAUAUCUUCCAGGAUUCGAGGAGUAUUGAAGGGUCUUCAUCAUACUCGGAGGAGAUGCCUUCUUACACCAACAGUAUCAGGCCCUCAUACUCGAGCGACAUGCCGUUACAUGCCUACAACAUACCAUACAACUCUGACGACGGGCCCUCACAUUCCUAUGAUAGGUUCCCAUACGAGAUUGUUGCACCGCCACCGGCAAACACUAAUGACACGCCCACUUAUCACAACGAAAGAAUCUCGUACCCACAGAUUGAUGCCGCUUCCAUGGAGGCCACUGAUCACGCCAUUGCGCUGGCUCUCUCUGAAGAAGAGAAUCGAGGAAGCAAACAUAUGCCUAGCACGGAUGCUGAUGAGGAGCUAGCAAGAGCUUUACAGGAUAGUUUGGACCUCCAGUAUCGUGCUUCACGGAAGGAAAAAAGCCCCAGCACCCGCCCUGCAGUGCUCAAACCAACCGCAACGAAUAUUUGCGCUGGAUGUAAGCAACCUCUUGGAUAUGGGCGCUUCUUGAGCUGCUUGGGGAAGAAUUGGCAUCCACAUUGCUUCGCUUGCAAAAUGUGCAGCAAACCUAUUGACGAUCGAGAGUUUUCAGUCCAAGGGGGUGAUCCCUACCAUCGCAACUGCUAUAAGGAGUUGUUCCACCCCAAGUGCGAAGUUUGUCUCGAAUUCAUUCCCACAAAUGAGGAUGGGAUGAUAGAAUACCGGUCGCAUCCAUUCUGGAAUCAGAAGUAUUGUCCCAGUCAUGAGAUUGAUGGCACGCCACGCUGCUGUAGUUGUGACCGCAUUGAGACCGGUGAAGUGAAGUACGCAGGCUUAGAGGAUGGACGCAAGAUUUGCUUGGAGUGUUUAGAAACCGCUGUGUUUGACACCAAAGAAUGCCAACCUCUUUACCGAGAGGUACUGAAAUUCUAUAAGAACGUCGGCAUGAUGAUAGAUCAAGAAGUUCCUAUGCUCCUGGUUGAGCGCACCGCUCUCAACGAGGCACGAGAAGGCGAGAAAGAGGGAAUACACAUGACGUCGGAGACAAGAGGACUUUGUCUUUCCGAGGAGCAAACUGUCACCACGGUGUUCGGAGGAAAAUCGUCUUUCCCCAGGCUUUCUUUCAAUUUUUGGACCGAGCCAAAACAUCUCCGUCGUCACUGUGAAGUCACCGCCAUCCUUGUUCUCUAUGGUCUCCCCAGGCUGCUUACGGGAUCUAUCUUAGUUCAUGAGCUUAUGCACGCAUGGCUACGUUUGGCAGGAGGAUUUCCUCGCAUGCGCCCUGAGGUGGAGGAGGGCAUAUGCCAAGUCAUGUCACACAUAUGGCUAUCAGCAGAGCUCAAGCGAGCGGAGAAGAAAGACUCCACCAGUGCCAAAGGCAUCACUAGCCCUGCUCAAGAGCGUCUGGGCAAGUUCUACCUCUACCAGAUUUCCUCUGACACGUCUCCCGUUUACGGAGAUGGGUUUCGCCAGGCGCUCGCGUCAGUGAACCGGUAUGGGCUGGUGAGAGUUCUGGAGCAUCUUCGAAUGACGGCAAACUUCCAAGUCUGAGUCACGAAGCAAAACUCGGAUGUUUUCUGCGCUUCAUGCAUUACUCCUUAGGAUUAAAACAAACUAGGUGGAAGACAAGACCGCAUCUUAUACUCCAUAUGAAGCUUUAGUAUACUAGAGUAAACGCCCAUUGAAAAGAGUGGGAGAGUCUCAUCAUGGUGCCAUUUGCUCCACGAAACUCAGAAAAUGUACAGUAUAGAAGCAGAACCCUAGAUUUCUUUUUCUUUUUCUGAAGGCGAGAACAUGUACAUGGAGGAUUCCAAUUUGGCUUCUCCACAUGGAGAAACUGUCUAAAUUUUUAAGUCUUCUUUGCAGAUAACUAACUGUCGAGGUUUGCAUCA